UGCUGUUGUUUUUGCAUGUCUUAUUAUAACCAUUAUGUUCAUUGUACCUGUUUUCAUAGCCCAAGGGCUUGCUAAUUUGGCUCAGUUAGAGACCAUGCUACCCUUUUUGAGCGGCAUAUUAAGGAUGAAAAUCGUUACCCAAGUGGUUACAGGAUUUCUUCCGAGUCUCAUCCUUGAGAUGUUUUUAGUUUUAGUGCCACCAGUCAUGAUCAUGCUUUCUUCCAUUCAAGGACACGUUGCCCUUAGCCAGAUUGAGAAAAGUGCAUGUAUCAAAAUGGUAUGGUUCACCGUAUGGAACAUCUUCUUUGCCAAUGUGCUAUCCGGAUCAGCGCUAUACAAGUUUAACCUUCUUCUGGAGCCUAAAAAAAUUCCUGAACUAUUAGCCGUGGUUGUUCCUGGACAGGCCUCAUUCUUCAUUGCAUAUGUUGUAACAUCUGGAUGGACCACUACAUUUUCUACAGAGCUUUUUCGGCUGAAGUUCCUCGUUUGUAGAUUUUUGAAAGGAGGUAUGUGUUGCUGCUCUAAUGAAGAACUCGAGGUCCUUUCCAACCCUUAUCACAGACAAAUUCCCAGAAUUCUCUUUUUCAGCCUUCUUGGUAUAACGUACUUCUUCCUCGCACCCCUUAUUUUGUAUCUGAUCACUCUCUCCCAAUAACUACACUGGUAAUUGUAAUUUAUAAU
This is a messenger RNA of Salvia miltiorrhiza (redroot sage), 681 nucleotides long. Its product is annotated as CSC1-like protein HYP1. Gene Ontology annotation, cellular component: plasma membrane. The transcript is spliced from 3 exons. The record is from RefSeq and is a predicted model, not a curated record. The coding region runs from base 35 to 655 and encodes 206 amino acids. NCBI's taxonomy places the organism in Eukaryota, Viridiplantae, Streptophyta, Magnoliopsida, Lamiales, Lamiaceae. Gene Ontology annotation, molecular function: calcium-activated cation channel activity.